AUGGCAGAGUCAACCCAUUCCUCCACUACUUCCCAAGGCCGACCCAGUGGUGCUGAAUCGACAGGCAGCGAUUCCGCAACCCCAGAAGGCGCUCCUAUUGAGGCUGCUAUACGCAGGAGGUCUAAGGAAAGAUGGGGUCUCGGCGACAGCACCGCCUUGCUUCUGGGAGGCGAUGAACCUUACAUGGAGCCUCGCUCGCCUAUUGCCACAGUGAGCUACUUCGACAGCUCCCAACGUAGUCAGGCCCUAGAGAGCAUCGGCUAUGGCCCUGACCCGAGCACUACGGCUGAGGACAGUAGGGAGGGCGUAGACGAGAACAAUGGUGCUUCUAUAGAGCAGUCUAUGAGUAUUGAAGAGCUCUGGGAUAAGGUCCUCCACGAUACAUUGUACUUGGACAUAGUAGGGGCGACUAACGCCUGCAACAAGCUCAUCAUCCAUCCUGAUGCUGAUGACUUCCAAGUAGCUCUUAGCAACCGCAUGGGGUUGGUCCUGACCGCGGUCACAAGUGUUACUCUAGAAGGGGUGACCUGCGUGCAGGACCGCAGUGGUAGCUUCUCGGUAUCGGAAUUCUCUCUGAAUACCACUUCUAUGGGGCAGCAGUCUGCGUCCCCUCAGUAG
This is a messenger RNA of Perkinsus marinus ATCC 50983, 618 nucleotides long. RefSeq lists its product as hypothetical. The transcript has 5 exons. Lineage: Eukaryota; Perkinsozoa; Perkinsida; Perkinsidae. The record is from RefSeq and is a predicted model, not a curated record. Bases 1 to 618 code for a protein of 205 amino acids.